UCAUUUGUUUUGUUCAUUUAGAGUCGCGUAGCGGCGUUGCUAAUGGCCAGCUAUGCAACUGGUAAUGACUUAACGUUUGUUAAUACGUGAUUUGUUAGCUGCAUUUAUCAAAUGGGUUGCAUUAAAAAACUCUUUCGGUAUUCGAGUUCGGUCAGAAGUCCCCAGAGCUUGAGAAACGUGCACACGAUGAUCUUUGCAGCCGGGUUGCACAUUAUGCCAAGCCGCGGAUGCGGUGAUGCCGGAGAGGCCCAUUAAACGCAGUUGAAGGAGAAAACAUUACUUCUUAAGGCGAAAUUACGUCCUAGAUAGAUAACGAUGCCCACAUUCUGCUGCUGAGGAGAGAGCACCACGAUGAAGAGACAGUAGGCACCCACCAUAGUAUGGCCGCGUCCCGUUCUUCGCGAGUCACAAGAUCAUCAGUGGGGAUAAAUGGAUUGGAUGAAAAUUUUUGUGGUCGAACCCUCAGGAAUCGCAGCAUCGCCCAGCCAGAAGAGAGCUCUUCACCUCCUGCGCCCAGAGCCCGCUCGCCCAAGAAGAAACAGGACUGUCAGCAGCACCAGCAGUCCGGAGCGCAGGUCGGAAAGGUAGCCGAAAGCAAAGCGGAGAGUGAGCCCCUGCCCGUCUACGGAAAACGGGGCUUGCCAUGUUCUGAGAAAGACGAGUCAGAGAAAUCGGACAACUGCGAACGGUCAAGGGCUGGGGGUGGGCCAGAAGCCUCCCCCGCCCUGAAGAGGGCCAAACGGUGCCCUCGCUCAGGUGAAUCGCAUGGAGUAGAGGAAGGAGCUCCUCUUAAACCGGACAGCCCUGAUCCUGCUGCAUCGAAGGAAAAUGACGAGGAACCAAAAUCGAACACGUCCUCGAUCCCUCGGCCUGGCUUCGACAAAGAGGAGCAGAAAGACGACGGCCCAGCAGAGGAUGUUAUUCCUCCACUGCAGGCUAGUGAGAACGUCAAGGCUACGAAUGGCCUCUCUGAACUCCACAAAGAGAACUCCGAAGUUGCAGCCUUACCUGCGGAGCCCUGUGCCUCCUCUGCCACGCUCAACAACAGUCUGUCACUGUUAAAUGGCAGCCAGGCUUUGCCCUCAUUCCCAGACCCUACUGUGCCUUGUAGAUCCCCUCAUCCCAAGCAAGCCAAUGAGUCCGACAGCCCUCAGAUUGACUGUGAAUGGAAUAGCACGCCAGAAGAAGCCACCGAGGCCGUGCUGUCCCGGGAACCUGAGAUGGAGGUGGAGGUGGACGUCGUGGGGGACGCCAGCCAGGCCCAGGAUGAGAGCACCAAUGGCAGCUUUCAGGCCGAGCCGCAGGACCCUUCUGACGACUGCUCGAAUAUCUCAGGAGAAACGGUGGCAGGGAAUUCCUCCCAGCCAUCCGUGGAGCCCCCCUCCUUCACGGAGCCUCAAGAACACAGAUACACCCUGAGGACUUCACCACGCCGCGCUGCCUGUGGUAGUGGGCUCAAAGCCAGCUCCCCCAAACCCAGUUCCCCACACAUAGACAAUGGUUUGCUGAAGGAGGAGGCCACAAUGGUUCCUCUUUCCUCAGAGGAGGUCAGCCAUAAGGAUUCUUCCCAUCAUGCACUGGGACUUUCUUGCGAGGCAGACAAAGAACUCUCACUGAAAGCAGGGGUCAGUGGAGAAGUUGGCAUUUCAGAUAGUACAGUGUCCAGAUCCACCAAAGAGCUGUUGGCCAGUCAGGUUGAGGAGGAUGAGGAGGAAGAGGAGGAUCCAGAUGUGUACUAUUUUGAGUCUGAUCACUUGGCGCUCAAACACAACAAAGAUUAUCAGAGGUUGCUCCAAACCGUAAGCGUCUUGGAGGCCCAGCGAACUCAAGCCAUCAUGGACCUGGAAACUCUGGCACGGCAUCAGAAGGAGGGCCUGGCUGAUCCAAUCACCUUUGUGGACCAGCUACAGAAACAGGUGGAGAUGGGACUGCCCCGUCCGCAGAGAGUGGUCCAGCUCCCAGACAUUGCAUGGGACCAAUACACCUCAGGCUGCGGGGAUUUUGAAAGAGAGUUCUGCGACAAGAAGCGCAAAACACGGCAAUUGCAGUUAAUCUUCGAUCAAGUGGUUCUGCCUGCUCGACCAAAAAGUCCCGUGGAUUCCAAGAAGGAAGGUGAUUCCUCAUCCAUAUACUCAUCCUCUCUACCGUCAAGUGACGGUCCGGAACACAGCAUGUCCAGUAGCAGAACUCAGAUGAUCAGAGGGAGAAUGUGCAACCAGAACAAACCUGACACCUUUAACCAGUUGUGGACUGUUGAAGAGCAGAAAAGAUUGGAGCAGCUGCUUUUAAAGUUCCCACCGGAGGAGGUCGAGUCUAAACGCUGGCAGAAGAUUGCAGAUGAACUUGGCAACAGAACUGCCAAACAGGUUGCCAGCAGGGUACAGAAAUACUUCAUUAAACUGACAAAAGCUGGUAUUCCAGUACCAGGAAGAACGCCCAAUGUGUGCAUGUACAGCAAAAAGGCCUCCAGUAAGCGACAGCACCAUCUCAAUAAACAUUUGUACAGGCCCUCAACGUUUCUCACCUCAUACGAGCCGCCCGUCUACAUGGAUGAUGAGGAUGAACGUUCAUACUACUACAACAGCCUACAGGAUAACGGUGCAGAUGAUUCUGAUGAGGACGGGGUUCCUGUGGAGCUGAGACAUCUGCCAGAGUACAAGGAGCUUCUGGAACUGAAGAAACUGAAGAAGCAGAAACUACAAGAGAUCCAUGCUGAGAGCGCUCUCACACAACACAUUGGCUAUAAGUGUGACAUGUGUGGAAUGGAGCCCAUCCAGGGUGUGCGGUGGCACUGCCAGGACUGCUUGCAGGACAACGCCGUGGACUUCUGCAGUACCUGCUCAGACUGUCCGUUUAAAACCGAGACCCACAAGCCCACACACAGGCUGGAGCCGGUCUACCAGGUCGAAACUUUUCUGGACAAGGACUACUGUUUACCGCAAAAUACAGGCUACAACUACCUGGACCCCAACUACUACCCUGCCAACAGAUGACAGGGACGAGCUCCGGCGCUAAAAUCCAGGGCUGGGCUGCAGUUCCCAGGGCAUUCUGUGCAUGGCUCCAUCAUCCAAGUCAAAGAAAUGCUUAAGUCUGGGCAGGAGGGUACCGCAGAUGGGCCGCACCUCACCACCUCCGACCCACUGCUGGAGGGGGGGAUGGAUUGAUGGGGGGGUUCGUGGGAGGGAGGGGGCAGCACCCUGCUGCUGUUGUCAAACCUUACCGGGUCUCCUCAAGUAACACACAAUGUCAAAGAAAAGAGGAAAGAAAAGGCACACCGACAUUCCCAAUCCCAGGACAUUUAGAAGGCAACCCGACUUCACCCUUUGUUCCACUGUUUGAGCGACAGAUGUCAGAUCACCCAGACAAGCGGCUGAACGAGCCGUCAAACUUUGACAGGGGCGGAUUCGUCGGUGGGAGGGGUGGGGGUUGCGUCAAAGUGCAAAGUGUCGUCUGUAGUUGAAAUAUUUAUAAGUGAAGCUUUUUGUGUGAGCUCUCUUUUCGUGAGUUGGAAGUAGAAGGAAAGGAACUUGGUGCUGAGACUGUCGUCUUUGAUUCAUACCAGGUUUUUAAAAAAUUGCGAGGUUCACUCACAAUUCAGAUGUCUGGGGGGACUACAAUCCCAGCUGACUUACCCCAUACGUGUCUCUAGCCAUGGGCUACCAAUUUCACUAGAAAGCUGCUCUUUGUUUCCUCUUACAACCGUUACAUGAUGUUGUCACUUUAUUUCUGUUAACUUCUUGGUUUUUUAAAACUCUGAAUAAAACCCCAUUCCUCUUAACCCAAUAGGUUCCCAAACCUAAAAGCACUACAGCACGGAGAAGACCAGCUGAGAUUUGGAAGGCGUUAUUGCGCUCUCUAUGGUAGUAGAGAGUUUUCUUUUUUCUCAAUGUGUACUGUUGUUGACCAUGUGGAGUAUACAAAUAUAUGGUGAAAAGUAGCCAGUGGUAGUUGCCGUGUGCCAUUUUUUUCCUGUCCAGUUGAUUCAAACUCGGCCACUUGUUUUAGAUGAAGAAAAUAAAGAACUGGUGGCACAGUCCCCCUCUGUGGAAAAACUGCCCGACCAUCGUCACGCCCUCUAAUUUUCCUCACGGUCCAUGAAAAGAUUGUAUUUUUAUUAAUCUAUUUAAAGAAGGACAUAACUGAAGAAAUCAAGUCGAUGGAGGGUGCCGCACAUGGUGCUCUCACGUUAUUUUAUACACAUAAAUUUCGUUGUGCUUUGAGUAGACCAUUUUGUAUUGGGUUCGGUUAUGUUCACCUCCCCUACCUUGACCUGCUUCAGUAUGUGUAUAACAGUCUGUUCUUAAAUAACGUAAAAAAUGUUAGAGGAGAACUGUGGAAAUAAAAGUAUGUGAAAAGUCUUUCUACA
Molecule: messenger RNA, 4366 nt
Organism: Triplophysa dalaica
Lineage: Eukaryota; Metazoa; Chordata; Actinopteri; Cypriniformes; Nemacheilidae
Gene: zzz3
Product: zinc finger, ZZ-type containing 3
Exons: 12
Coding region: 381-2993 (870 amino acids)
Molecular function (GO): zinc ion binding
Source: RefSeq, a predicted model, not a curated record